This is a messenger RNA of Aegilops tauschii subsp. strangulata, 753 nucleotides long. Lineage: Eukaryota; Viridiplantae; Streptophyta; Magnoliopsida; Poales; Poaceae. The record is from RefSeq and is a predicted model, not a curated record.
AUGGCCUCCUCCUCCGACAGCGGAGGCCUCACCCCACCACCGCCGGCUAACUCCUCCUCUGGCACCAUUCCGCUCCCUCCGCCUCCUCGAGCUUCAACGGCUUCAACCUCCAAGCCUCCCGAGCAAAUCCAGAGAAAAACCCGAAGACCCAACUGCCCGCCCGGAAGUUCCCGCUGCGUGGCUGACCGCUCGAUCCCCUUCCGCCGCCGCCGACCGAUUCCGGCCAGCUCUGGCACCGCCCCAGCCACUGGGCGUCCAUGGCCGCCUCCUCCAACCCCGCGGCCGUCGCCGCCGCUCCCGCGCUCGCCGCCAUGGCCCUCCAUCGCCCCCACCACCUCCCGCUCCUACCCGUCCGUCGCGGACGCCGUGGCGCUCGAAGUCGCUGCUGCGUUUCUUCUCGCGGACUGCUCGGAUGACCCAUGGCUCGCAUUCAAGUCGAUGGCGGCGGCCUCCCUCUCAACGUCGCCUCCCAUGGCGGCAGCCCUCGCGCGUGCCCUCACCGUCUUCCUGCUGGAGAAGAGCCCCCAUGCUUCUCCCCUCCCCGAGGCCGCGCUCGAGGCCCUCUUCUCCUCCCUCGUCGCGUCAGACUCCGCUGUCCCGACGCUGGCCCUCGCGCGUGCAGCGACCUACAGCGAGGCCGUGCAGGAGCGGCUCGUGCGAGCAUCUGGGGCUCGAUCCAUGGGCCGAUCUCCUGCUGAGCCUGGGCACAUAUGGCGGCCGGGUGUGGCAGGGACCAGCCGCCGCUCUAAUUGA